Messenger RNA from Stomoxys calcitrans (stable fly), 3261 nucleotides. RefSeq lists its product as uncharacterized. Gene Ontology annotation, biological process: mannose trimming involved in glycoprotein ERAD pathway; endoplasmic reticulum mannose trimming; carbohydrate metabolic process. The record is from RefSeq and is a predicted model, not a curated record. The transcript is spliced from 4 exons. NCBI's taxonomy places the organism in Eukaryota, Metazoa, Arthropoda, Insecta, Diptera, Muscidae. Gene Ontology annotation, molecular function: calcium ion binding; mannosyl-oligosaccharide 1,2-alpha-mannosidase activity. Gene Ontology annotation, cellular component: membrane; endoplasmic reticulum. Bases 61 to 2994 code for a protein of 977 amino acids.
UUUGUUUCGCCAUGAACACAUCGCUAAUUGGAUUUAGAUUUUAUUAAUUGUAGUAAAAAAAUGUUUAUAGGUUUGUUUAGACAUAUUUGGCUGAACUUUAUUAUAUUUGCCCUAGUAGUAAUCUUCCUCUGCGCCAGCUCCAGUCAUGUCUAUGCUUUAAAACACUACACCAAAGAACGAAAGUUAGAAUUAAGGGAACAAGUACGAAGCAUGUUUCAACAUGCGUACGAGGGAUAUUUAAAAUAUGCUUCUGAUUACGAUGAGCUGCGGCCGCUGACAUGUGAUGGUGUUGAUACAUGGGGCAGUUAUUCCUUGACAAUGAUUGAUUCUCUGGACACAUUGGCCACUAUGGGAAAUUUCACAGAGUUCCGCAGAAUAGCCAAGUUGCUGGAAAAGAAAAUGGACUUUAACAGAGACAUAAAUGUGUCGGUAUUUGAGACAAAUAUACGCAUAGUUGGAGGUCUUCUGUCAGCACAUUUGCUAUCUAAAAAGGCAGGAGUGGAGUUAGAAGCUGGUUGGCCAUGUCAAGGUCCUCUUUUGCGUAUGGCCGAAGAUGUGGCAAAACGUCUACUGCCAGCAUUCGAUACAUCGACUGGCAUGCCUUAUGGCACAGUUAAUUUACGUCAUGGUGUUCCCAAGGGAGAAACCUCCAUAACUUGCACGGCAGGUGUGGGCACUCUUUUGGUGGAGUUUGGCACAUUGUCCCGCUUGACUGGAAACAGCAUUUACGAAGAGGUAGCCCUGAAUGCCUUACACUCGCUCUGGAAUAGAAGAUCUCCCAUAGGAUUGUUUGGCAAUCACAUUGAUGUACAAAGUGGUCGUUGGACGGCCUUGGAUUCGGGUAUAGGCGCUGGCGUAGAUUCCCUUUUCGAAUAUAUGGUAAAGGCAGGCAUACUUUUGCAACGACCAGAACUAUUGGAGAUGUUCCAUACAGCUCGUGCGGCCAUAGAUAAAUAUUUGCGCCAUGAAGAUUGGUAUGUGUGGGCCAAUAUGAAUAAGGGUCAAGUAACAUUGCCAGUGUUUCAAUCGCUUGAGGCAUUUUGGCCGGGCAUCUUAAGCAUGAUAGGCGAUAGAGAGGCUGCCAUAAAGACCAUUGCGAAUUAUGCCAGUGUUUGGCGUAAAUAUGGAUUCUUGCCAGAGUUCUACACCAUAACCACAGGAGAAGCGGCAACCAAUAGAGAAAGCUAUCCCUUGCGCCCAGAACUGGUGGAGUCUGUAAUGUAUUUGUACAGGGCGACUAAGAACGAAUUUUUGCUAGAGCUGGGGGAGAGUAUUUUGCACACCAUAGAGCAUAGUGCAAAAACAAAAUGUGGCUAUGCAACGAUACGCAAUGUUGUUACCCAUGAAAAGGAAAAUCGCAUGGAGUCAUUCUUUUUAUCGGAGACAACCAAAUAUUUAUUCUUGCUUUUUGACGAAGCAAACUUUUUACACAACGAUGCCGGCCAUGGAGACAUCAUAGAAACUGCUCAACAAGGCGAAUGUAUUAUCAACAGUGGUCCAUAUAUUUUCAAUACGGAGGCACAUCCAGUGGACAUGUCUGCCUUGUAUUGUUGCCAUGAUCAUAAGCAGGAUAUUUUCGAUGGCAUGGAUUUGCAAAGCUAUGGUGACUCAGUUUUGAGCAAAAAAGAUUUUGAACUUCACAUGAAGGAAAAAUCUGAAACCAAUUCAUUUUGUCGUACCAAAUCACCAUUGCACUAUCAACGUGAUCGUUUUAAGAAAGUGGUGCAUCCACAACCUCCGCCUUCCUCAAAGAAUCCAGUUCAGCCUAGUUUGGCAGUGGAUAUUGAGGUUUUUGAUGACGAUAAUAAACCUGCUGGAGAUAUACUUGUGGAGUCCUUUGAACGUGUUAAAAAUGAGUUGGCAACUGGCUCAACUAUAACAUCUCCUGCAGCAGUGGAUGUGCAAAAUCAGCCCCACAAUCAAUUGACGGUUUCCGAUCUGCAAGAAUUCUUUAGCAAAAAACGAGAACAUUUCAAAAGCCCCCAAGAUAUUCUAGACUAUACAGUGGGAUUUUUGAAAAACUUUACCCUGGACCCCACGUAUAUCAGUAGCCUGCAGCUUUUUGAAAAGAAUAUCAACGAAUUGCUGGGAUCGGUGACCCAGAAAGAAUUUGAGGGCACCACCAAAACCUUGUGGGAAUUAUAUGAGCUGCAACAACGAUACAAAAUGAAUAUGCAACUGUUGACAGCCUUCAAUUUACAUUCGUUUGGGGAAUUUGAUCGCAAAAUGGUGGAGCGAGUUAUACUUGUGCUGCAUGGUGAUCAGAGUGACAGCUCCAACAAUGUCAUAUGGAAUAAAUUGACCAGUUUGUAUAUGGAAUACACCCGAGCCUUGACAAAUACCACAGCCAUGCAAAAUCUUUUGCUGAAAAUACUUAUCAACGGCUCGGAGGAAAAACCUCGCAAUCACAAAGCCUUGCUAACCAAUGAUGAAAUAUCCAAGUUGCCCAUUGAAACUGUGGAUGUGCCACAACAAUUGAAGUUGUUUUCCUAUGCCAAACGCAUAGUGGAGGCUGAAAAACGUAUGAGUGACACCUUGGAACAACUGCAGAAAUUAAUGCUCGAUACAAAUAAUAAACAAAAAUCUGACAAUAAGACUCCCAAAGUUGUGGAGCCAUCGCUAGCCCCUGCAGCCUCGACAGAUGAUCAGACACCAUCAAAGGCGGAUGACUUGACAGUACCUGACUCAAAAGUGAAUAGAAAUUAUGUGGCGACUAACACCAGUGCCAUCAGCACAACAUCUGCCAUAGGCACAAAUCUCAUGACCCAUUCUCCUACCAAAGAAAACGAAAAUGGCUCUGUAUGGACACAUUUGGUGGACACUUUUCUGGGCAAAACUUCUUCGCAAAAAACCAAAUUUGAUGCCUCCGAACUCUUACAAAGGACUCGUAAAUCUCUAGAGAAAUACGACAACAUAGACAUCGAUUAUAGUUUACUAACGUGUGCCAGACCAAAAUUCAUUGAAACAUUUGCCUAUCGUUACUAUUACCCCUAAGGCCCAUCAUCCCAAAAUCAUCGGUGUAUACAAAUAAAGACUGAAUAUUGUCGCAGCUGCAGGUAUUCGAGAAUGUACAUAAAGAAAUUAAAGAUUGUAGAAAUUUUAUUGUAAAACAAUCAUUCCAGCAAACAUUGUGUUGUGUGUGCUUGUGUAUAGGAGGUAUAAGAAUGAGAAUACAACUACUAGUGAGUGAGCGAGUAAUGACGUGACGAUAUUAAUUGUAAAAAAAAUUCUAUACACACAUUAAAAUGUGAUCUAAAAGAA